CGCUCGCCGUGUAAAUAGUGGACUAGUUAGUCAAGGCUUAGCCGGAUCGCCUCACAGACUUCGUUGAACGGUAAACGAGAGAGGGCGUGAGAGAGAGGCAAUGGCAACGGGGAGCCAAGGUGACGGAAGAGGCAGCGCCGGAGAGUCGUUGUUGCAGCAGCACAAGGAGAAGCACUUCACCGCAGGGGAGAUGGUCAGGGACGCCAUCAUCGGCGUCUCCGACGGACUUACCGUCCCGUUCGCCCUCGCCGCGGGCCUCUCUGGCACCAAUUCCUCCUCUUCGACUGUUCUCACCGCCGGGAUCGCGGAGGUCGUCGCCGGAGCAAUCUCCAUGGGCCUCGGAGGAUUUCUGGCGGCUAAAAGUGAAGAAGAUCAUUACAACCGUGAAUUGGAAAGGGAGCAGGACGAGGUCAUAAAACUUCCAGACACAGAGGCUGCGGAGAUCGGAGAGAUCUUUGCGCAGUAUGGAUUGGAACCGCAUGAGUACGCUUUGGUGGUGGCAGGCCUUCGGAAAAGACCUCAAGCUUGGGUUGAUUUCAUGAUGAAGUUUGAGCUGGGCCUCGAGAAGCCAGAGCCGAAGAGGGCAAUACAGAGUGCGCUGACGAUUUCCAUAGCUUACGCGGUGGGGGGAUUGGUGCCGCUCAGCCCGUAUAUGUUCAUUCAUGAGUCGUCGAGGGCCAUGGUGGUGUCGGUGGCCGUCACCCUGGUCGCGUUGCUCUUGUUCGGGUACGUGAAGGGGCGUCUCACGGGGAGCCAGCCCAUCAAGAGUGCCCUCCAAACGGCCAUUAUUGGAGCCAUCGCUUCCGCUGCUGCCUACGGCAUGGCCAAGGUCGUCGCAGCCUGACCCUCUCUCCCUCAACUGAUCAAAUUGAAAGGCCUGUAUCUGUGGAGUCUUCUAAUGGAGAAGUCUUCCGGUAUUUCCGUUUGGAAUUCUUUUUUUUUUUCUUCUUACUAUGCGCUACAGUUGAAGGCUUGAAGCAUCACUUCUGGUGUAUCACCAACAAUUCGAAUUCGAGAAUAAGACCACCUCCAUUCACUCAAA
This is a messenger RNA of Nymphaea colorata (pocket water lily), 1042 nucleotides long. Its product is annotated as vacuolar iron transporter 1-like. Gene Ontology annotation, molecular function: iron ion transmembrane transporter activity; manganese ion transmembrane transporter activity. The record is from RefSeq and is a predicted model, not a curated record. The transcript has 4 exons. NCBI's taxonomy places the organism in Eukaryota, Viridiplantae, Streptophyta, Magnoliopsida, Nymphaeales, Nymphaeaceae. Bases 101 to 844 code for a protein of 247 amino acids. Gene Ontology annotation, cellular component: vacuolar membrane. Gene Ontology annotation, biological process: intracellular manganese ion homeostasis.